Molecule: messenger RNA, 1306 nt
Organism: Westerdykella ornata
Lineage: Eukaryota; Fungi; Ascomycota; Dothideomycetes; Pleosporales; Sporormiaceae
Exons: 3
Coding region: 127-1197 (356 amino acids)
Source: RefSeq, a predicted model, not a curated record
GACUUCUUCGCGCUCAUCGUCAGAUUCGGAUUCGCACCCCUCCGUGAGCGAAAAUAAUAUUGCACAGCCACGUAGGUCGUCCUUCUACUUUAUCCCCCACGUUCAGUGCGGGUGUAACUGGGGACAAUGGUGUUGAGACAUGCAUCAGGCGAUGAGAAGCACCCCACGGUGUUGCGCCGAAUAACGGGGUCCUUCAAAUCCACUCCAGAGCCUCCAGACGUCGUCGAGACCAAGACCAGGAAAUUGGAAAACACUCCUAAUGGCUUUCCCCGUCUUGCGGCCUUCCAGUCCAGCGAGGCAAACUUCUCCCUCUAUCGCUCGUUCAACUAUCUGCAUUCGCGCAUCCUGCUGGACCUCCAGGAUGAAAUCACUGCGCUUGAGAAGGAGCUGGAUGACAUUGACUGGGAUGACUUUGACGAAGAUCCGGACCGCCUGCGCUCCAGGGAAAUCGAUGUGGCCAAGGCCGCGAGCGAAGGUGAUGCCCGUAACAGGCGUGUGAUAUUGGAAGAGAUCAGGACGAAACUCCUGCAAUACGACGAAGUGCUCAUCAAAGCCCGUACCCUCGAGUCCUUCCAGAAGCCAUCCGACCGCAAUUAUCGUUCAGUGAGACGUUAUCACCACAACACCAAACCCCUCAUGGACGCUGAAAUGGACUCGAUCCGAAGUAAAGAGGACAUUGUCUCUCUUCGCAACGGCCGCGAAUGGGCAUCUUUCGACGGCGGGGUCGAGACCAUGAUCGGCCAGCUUGACCAUUUCCUCCAAAAACUAUUCGGUUGCCGCGAGCCCCCGCUGCAAAAGUACUUCCGCACUCCAGAGUUACGCGCAAAGACGACUAAUGCGUAUAUCUCCCUGUACAGCUCCAGUAGAAUCGACAAGCUGAUCAAUAUCAUGAUCACGCUGGUAAUCUUCGUCCUUCUGGUCAUCCCAGUCAUCACCAUGUAUCUGCUCACUUCGGAGUCAAUAAGCCAGCCCAGCGACGGAAAUGCGGCUUUGAAUGGGACCGUCUCGGCACACAGCAAUGGUGUCAAUAGCCGUACCACCUUCAAUGCUGUAGGGGUAUUGAUCGUCUUCACAUUGCUCUUCUCCGCCGCCAUGAGUCUCGUUACCAAGGCUGCGAGACAUGAAUUAUUCGCUGCGUCUGCCGCGUAUUGUGCGAUCCUGGUCGUAUUCAUCGGCAACCUGGUGGUACCGGCGUAGGCUAUGCUGUCAUUCGCCAUUCCAGACCGUUCUUGGUAGAUAUUCCUUUGUAAUACCCUAAUUCUAUAAGCGACGACUGAUGAUACACGUCGGAUGUGAAAGUCUUCCC